GCAAUGUCCCAGCUGUACUACAAGAAAACGGACAACUCCUCAUACAGCGACCGCAUCCCCCUCCACAUCGUGCGGGCAGAGUCUGAGCUCUCCGCCCUGGAGAGGGCCUACCUGGGGGCGGUGGAGAAAGGCGACUAUGCCAGCGUGAAGGAGGCCCUGGAGGAGGCCGAGAUCUACUUCCGCAUCAACAUCGACUGCGUGGACUCGCUGGGACGCACGGCCCUGCUCAUCGCCAUCGAAAACGAGAACCUGGAGAUUGUGGAGCUGCUGCUCAGCUACAACGUGCACGUGGGUGACGCCCUGCUGCAUGCUAUCCGCAAAGAGGUGGUGGGCGCGGUGGAGCUGCUGCUGAACCACAAGAAGCCCAGUGGUGAGAAACAGGUCCCACCAAUUCUGCUAAACAAACAGUUUUCAGACUUCACCCCAGACAUCACUCCCAUUAUCCUCGCAGCCCACACCAACAACUACGAGAUCAUCAAACUCCUUGUACAGAGAGGCGUUUCCAUACCUCAACCACAUGCUGUACUGUGCAACUGCCUGGAGUGUGUGUCCAGUUUGGACGUCGACGGCUUGCGCCACUCGCACUCCCGCCUCAACAUCUACAAGGCCCUGGCCAGUCCGUCUCUCAUCGCACUCUCCAGCGAGGACCCUUUCCUCACGGCAUUUCAGCUCAGCUGGGAGCUGAAGGAGCUCAGCAGGGUGGAGAACGAGUUCAAGUCAGAGUACGAGGAGCUCUCACAUAUGUGUAAACAAUUUGCCAAGGACCUUCUGGACCAGACCAGGAGCUCCAAAGAGCUGGAAAUCAUCCUCAACUAUCGUGACGACAUCAACCCCCUGCUAGAUGAGAACGUCAACGAUCUGGCCCGGGUGAAGUUAGCUAUCAAAUACUGCCAGAAAGAGUUUGUCGCCCAGCCCAACUGUCAGCAGCUGCUGGCGUCCCGGUGGUAUGACGAGUUCCCCGGCUGGAGGAGGCGUCACUGGGCAAUGAAGUUCAUCACGUGCAUCCUCAUCGGCCUUCUCUACCCAGUACUCUCCAUCUUCUACUUGGUCUCACCGAAGAGCCGCUACGGCCUAUUCAUCCGCAAGCCCUUCAUUAAGUUCAUAUGUCACACGGCUUCCUACUUGACUUUCCUGUUCCUGCUCCUCUUGGCAUCGCAGCACAUCGCUGCCCCGCAACGCGACUUUCAGGGCCCGGCGCCCACCUUGGUGGAAUGGAUGAUUCUUCCCUGGGUACUUGGAUUCAUAUGGACAGAGAUCAAGCAGAUGUGGGAUAGUGGCUUCCAAGACUACAUUGAUGACUGGUGGAACAUAAUGGACUUCAUCAUGAACUCAUUAUAUCUUGCAACCAUUUCCCUGAAGAUUGUCGCCUAUGCAAAGUACAGUGGACACAAACCCCGAGGCAGCUGGGAAAUGUGGCACCCGACCUUAAUAGCCGAGUCUCUGUUUGCCAUCGCCAACAUCUUUAGCUCCCUGCGCCUCAUUUGCCUUUUCACCGCCAACUCCCACCUGGGCCCCCUGCAGAUCUCGCUGGGCCGCAUGCUUCUCGAUAUCCUCAAGUUCCUCUUCAUCUACUGCCUGGUGCUGCUGGCCUUCGCCAAUGGCCUCAACCAGCUCUACUUUUACUACGAAACUGAUGAGGGCAGAAACUGCAAGGGUAUCCGCUGUAUUCAGCAAAACAAUGCUUUCUCAACGUUAUUUGAGACGCUGCAGUCAUUAUUUUGGUCCAUAUUUGGCCUGAUUUCCCUCUAUGUGACACGAGUGAAGCCGGACCAUGAAUUCACAGAGUUUGUCGGAACCACAAUGUUCGGCACAUACAACAUCAUCUCUUUAGUGGUGCUGCUCAACAUGCUAAUUGCAAUGAUGAACAACUCAUACCAGCACAUUGCAGACCACGCGGAUAUAGAGUGGAAAUUUGCCAGAACUAAAUUAUGGAUGAGCUACUUUGAAGAGGGCGGGACUUUGCCAUCUCCGUUCAAUAUAAUACCAAGUCCUAAGUCGUUUUAUUAUCUGACAGAAUGGAUAAAAGCACGAAUGUUCAGGAGGCCAAGCCUAAAAAGGCUUGAAACCUUUGAAAGUUUGGGGCGACGUGCAGCAGACAACGUCAGACUAAACCACAAGUAUCAGGAGGUUUUGAGAAACCUCGUAAAAAGAUAUGUGGCUGCGAUGAUCAGAGACGCCAAGACAGAGGAAGGGUUGACAGAAGAAAACUUCAAGGAGCUCAAGCAGGACAUCUCCAGCUUUCGCUAUGAGGUGCUUGGAAUGAUGAAGGGCAAACCCCACGGUCGAGGGUCUGGGAAAGUUGCGAGCUCCCCCUUUGCUUACCAGGGAAACGCCUUCAAGUAUUCCCCGAAACGUUUCACGGAUGAGCUGCAACAGAGGCUGGAGGUGUUUGACACGACCACCAGCAGGCCCAGCGGAGCUGCAAACGUCUGCCACAUUCCCAUCAUCAAUUCUGUUGUCCCAGCUGCUUCUGUCAAUAGUGACAAGAAACUAUUGGAUGAUACCGGGAUCCAUAAGAGACACACCAGACAGCCCUCUCACAACUGCAGUGAAAGUAAUUUACUGUCAGAGAAGGGCUCAAAGAAUUCGGAAGCUGGAGGACGACCCCAAGAGGUUCAAAGUCCGAUGGUGAUCGUGGAAGUUGUAGAUAAAGUAGAGAAGCACGCUCAAGAGCAAAAACAUUCAUGCAAGCAACCAACUAAGGGAAAAAAAUGACCUAAAAAGACAAACACAUUAAUCCAAUACAAUUAAUAUACAUUAUUUAUUCUGCUUUGUGGUCAUUUAUUACAUGAAGAGACUGUUUUCAAACUGUGAUCCAGUUAACUCACAUAUUAAUUUCAACCAGCAUCUACCCUGUCAAGUAUGUAUAAUUAGGUCACAGCAUAUUUAAUGCAUCCCCUCGUGACUGACAACAACUGACUUAUGGACACUAGUAAACAAGUUAUUUUUAAUCCACGUUUUCAACAAGUUUGCAUGAGGUUUUAGUCAGAAUGAUAUAAAAAGCGCAAGCACUAUGUUUUCUUCAAACUGCAGUAUUUUUGGGUAACAGAGUUAUAUUUCAAAGAGGUUAUUAUGGUUGUUAUGGAUAAAUUAUAU
Messenger RNA from Dunckerocampus dactyliophorus (ringed pipefish), 3096 nucleotides. RefSeq names its product short transient receptor potential channel 4-like. Gene Ontology annotation, molecular function: store-operated calcium channel activity; protein binding; inositol 1,4,5 trisphosphate binding. The transcript is spliced from 10 exons. NCBI's taxonomy places the organism in Eukaryota, Metazoa, Chordata, Actinopteri, Syngnathiformes, Syngnathidae. The coding region runs from base 4 to 2715 and encodes 903 amino acids. Gene Ontology annotation, biological process: calcium ion transmembrane transport; manganese ion transport; regulation of cytosolic calcium ion concentration. Gene Ontology annotation, cellular component: membrane; cation channel complex. The record is from RefSeq and is a predicted model, not a curated record.